Gaeumannomyces tritici R3-111a-1 is the source of this 658-nucleotide messenger RNA. RefSeq lists its product as hypothetical. The transcript has 2 exons. Bases 94 to 486 code for a protein of 130 amino acids. NCBI's taxonomy places the organism in Eukaryota, Fungi, Ascomycota, Sordariomycetes, Magnaporthales, Magnaporthaceae. The record is from RefSeq and is a predicted model, not a curated record.
UAGCGAACCUGCCACAAGCCGCUCGUUCAGAACCAUUCUAUCACUCCUUGCUCCCGUACACACACUCCUUCAUCACCAACCCAAACCACAGCCAUGCUGGUCCUCCUCGCCGCGCUCCUGGGCCCCGUCCUCGCCGACAACAGGAUCCGGCAGGCACCCGUGGUGACGCUGACGCCCAGCGUGACGUGCGACUGCCGGACCGUCAUGGCGGCGCCCCCGCCGCAGACGGUGUGGAAGACGGAGACAGUGCCGGCCGCCACGGGCUCCGUCAUCGAGUGGACGUCGUGGACGCACUGGACGUCUUCCUGGACCCUCGCGCCCGAGCCCGUCACCGCCCCGGCCCCGACCUCGACCGCGACGGCGCCGUCGUGCCCCGAGCGCUGCAAGUGCGCCGACAUCACCGACAUUGUCAGCAAGUUCCAGUGCUGGACCGACCCCAACUGCGAGCGGUGCAGGGGUAACGUGCCGCCGCGGAGGAAUGUGUAACGAUGCCGACCAACUAGACGGCUGGUGUCUGGUCGCCGUGGAGUGCGUGGAGUGCGUGGACUGCGUGGACUGCGGUAUCAGUGUGCACCACCUUGCAAGAAUAGAUAAAACAGCGCAAUAUUCAUUGAGACCCGCUCUCCAAACAAUAAACCUAAGCCCUAACAGACUGCUG